Messenger RNA from Mizuhopecten yessoensis (Yesso scallop), 1146 nucleotides. RefSeq names its product isopentenyl-diphosphate Delta-isomerase 1-like. Bases 82 to 900 code for a protein of 272 amino acids. NCBI's taxonomy places the organism in Eukaryota, Metazoa, Mollusca, Bivalvia, Pectinida, Pectinidae. Gene Ontology annotation, molecular function: isopentenyl-diphosphate delta-isomerase activity. Gene Ontology annotation, biological process: isopentenyl diphosphate biosynthetic process; isoprenoid biosynthetic process. The transcript is spliced from 6 exons. Gene Ontology annotation, cellular component: cytoplasm. The record is from RefSeq and is a predicted model, not a curated record.
GACUAAAAGAUUCGACUUCCGGUUACUUUCGUUUUAUGCUCAGAUACACAAAUUUAUUUUGACUGUUUUAGAGCUGCAAAGAUGACUUGCUGCAUCGUCUUAAGAUUUAGGAACACGUACUGCAAACAAUCAUUGGCAAAGACACUGAUAAAUCAACAAGUUAUGUCCAGGUCUCUUACGAAUGAGGUCCCCAUCAGCACUGGUAGUGAUCCAUUACUUAAAGGCCUAGACCACAUCCAAGUUAAAAUGAUGCGGGAGAAAUGUAUUCUAGUUGAUAAGGACGAUCAAAUUACAGGAUGUGCUUCAAAAAAGGAUUGUCACUUUUUAAAAAAUAUUAACAAAGGUAUGCUCCACAGAGCAUUCAGUGUUUUUCUAUUUAAUACUGAAGGCCAGCUUCUAUUGCAGCAAAGAUCAGGAACUAAAAUCACCUUUCCAAAUCAUUUUACUAAUACAUGCUGCAGCCAUCCUCUAUACACUGUCGGAGAGUUAGAGGAGAAAGAUGCUCUUGGAGUGAAGAAAUCAGCUCAAAGACGCUUACAUCAGGAACUUGGAAUUCAACAGCAUCAAAUCAACCUUUCAGAGUUUAACUAUCUGACAAGGAUCCAUUAUAAGUCGGGAAAUGUGCCUGUAGACGGUGUGUGGGGAGAACACGAGAUUGACUACAUCCUAGUGGUGCAGAAGGAUGUGGAUCUGUGUCCAAAUCCUGCUGAAGUGAAACUGUGUAAAUAUGUCUCUAAGGAGGAGCUUCAGAAACUUUUUGGGGAAGCAGAUACUACAGGGACUCUACUGACACCUUGGUUCAAACUGAUCGCGGACAAGUUCUUGUACAAGUGGUGGAGUGACCUUAACGACCUGUCAUCCCAUGUCGACCACACAAACAUACAUCGCAUGAUUGACUGAUGACUAUGGAGACUGUUGGCUGGAAAUACACAGAAUACUCAGAAACAUACGGAUGUGUUCUUGGUACUUGUUUAAGUUAACGCCUAUUCAAUAAUUACAACUCUACAAUAUUGAGUUCAGGAUAAAUGUUUUUAGUUAUACGGGUAUAUUUAAAGGUAAAUAAACAGUAUAAUGGAGGACUUGAUGGAAUUAUUUGUUGAAAAUAGGAGUUGUGUUUUUUCGUACUAAGAUAUAUAGUUUGUUUUU